UUAUUGCCUAGCAGUGCAGUGAAACCGUUGAUACCGAGGCAGUGCUGUGGUUGCCAAAGCUGCUGCAGGGACAGCCAUAGCUGUCCCACAAACCUAUCUUGAGGUGUCCCUGAAACAUGGCAGUCAAAUGGAUUGGUGGGCAUUCAUCUUCUAUAUUGUGCUUGAACGUAAACUCGGAAGGUCUGGUGGCUUCAGGCGCAGAGAGAGGCGAGCUAACGCUCUGGGAUGGGGGAGGCACUCCGGCAGGACAGCUCCAGCUACCAGAGGUAGAUGACGUGACCUCCGUGGUGUUCUCUCCCUGCUGUCCCACCAGGCUGUACACUUCCCAUGGAGAAACUAUCAGUUUGCUGGAUGUCCGAUCCCUCAAGGAGCCUGUUGAACGCUUCCAUGUGAAUGAGGAGGAGAUCAACUGCCUCUCAGUGAAUGAGACUGACAGUUUCUUGGCUGCAGCAGAUGACUCAGGGGCAAUAAAAGUUAUGGACUUAGAAAACAAGAAAGUCACCCGGACCUUGAGACACUCAAACAUCUGUUCCUCUGUUGCCUUUCGACCUCAGAGGCCUCAAAGCCUUGUUUCCUGUGGACUGGACAUGCAGGUUAUGCUGUGGAACCUGCAGAAAGCUCGCCCAUUGUGGACCACAAACCUGCAGGAGUGUGAAGCACAGGAGAAAAGUCCACAGUCAGCUGGCCAGUUCUUCAACCCGCCACUUGCACAUUCCCUGUCUGUUGCAUCCUGUGGCAACCUCUUUGGCUGCGGAGCUCAAGACGGUAAAGUCAGAAUAUUUAGAGUCACUGGUGUCAAGUUUGAAUGUGAGCUGGAGUUUCAAGGUCACAGCUUGGGAGUAUCGCAGGUCCUCUUUAUGCCAGGAGCAUACUGGUUGCUGACUGGAGGAAAUGAUGGGAAAGUCUUGCUUUGGGAUGUCAACAGUGACAUUGGAAAGCAGCUGAAAAGUCCGGCAAAAUCGCUGCAGAGGAGGAAGGCCCAUGCACCUGCUUCCACCAGAAAAGAUGGGAAGCUCAACAAAGUGACUUCAAAUGAACAUACUAGAGUUUUACCAAAGGUAACCAUUGAGCAUGGAGAGAAGGUGAACUGGAUCACUUGUGCAGAGAUCAAAGGGUCCAAAAGGGUAUUAGUUGCUGAUCAGAGUAGUUCUGUAUCUAUGUAUCCAUUGCCAGAACACUAGACACUGAGAUGUUUAAAGAAAUUUCAGGGCCAAAGCCACUUCUCAAGAGUGUUUGAAAGGAGUCCAGUUACACGUUCUGACAGUGAACUGAACAGUAAAACCUGCCACAUCCUUCAGAAGGGGAAGGGAUUUGCUGUGUACUCACACAAGUACUCGUAAUGUAACUGGCUUCACACAAUGUUUUACAGCAACUGUUGGUAUUCACUGCAGCUGUUUUUUACAGGGUUGGCAGUUUUCUUCUUGAAUUUAGGUAAAACGGGUUUCAGUAUAUUUAGAGGUAAUAUUAGUUCAUGACUAAGCUGACAUAAUUAAGGUUGGAGGAAGAAAUUCACACUAAUGGGGAUGCCCACAAUGCUGAAUGAUGCUGAGCAGUAAUAAAGAUGCCACUGACUGAACCACUUGCACCUUGAACUAUUGCAAUGCUUUACAUUACUCUCCCCUGCUAAACUGUGUCAUGGCUUAAGUGGAAAUACAUUUUUCAUUGGUCAGCAGCUGUAUAUAAGACUAGAGAAGCAUCAACUAAUGAGUAAUCUAUUUAGUUUAACUGUCAUUGCCAGUUGUUUUUUUUUUCACACUGCAGUAAGCAAAGGAGCAGGGGAAAUGUUAACAUCUGUUUAUGGGGUCAGCUGUCUUAUGCAUUUAGUUGUCUAUCCCAGGGAAGAAUUACUAUUACACUUGUCUUAAUAAAUGCUUUCUCUCUCA
Molecule: messenger RNA, 1883 nt
Organism: Pezoporus flaviventris
Lineage: Eukaryota; Metazoa; Chordata; Aves; Psittaciformes; Psittacidae
Gene: WDR53
Product: WD repeat domain 53
Exons: 3
Coding region: 117-1181 (354 amino acids)
Molecular function (GO): protein binding
Source: RefSeq, a predicted model, not a curated record